Rotaria sp. Silwood2 is the source of this 1425-nucleotide messenger RNA. NCBI's taxonomy places the organism in Eukaryota, Metazoa, Rotifera, Eurotatoria, Philodinida, Philodinidae. The record is from the annotation of a GenBank genome assembly.
AUGGCAGUUAAUGAUAAAAAUGAAUCAAAGAAUAAAUCAAUUUGUAAAAUAGUUGGACUUAUUUGGAUUGUUAUUGAAACUAAUCUUGUUGCAGGAAAUAUAUUUGGAUUUGGAUCUUUAUUCAGUGUAUUACCUCAUUAUGGUAUAUAUGAAUCUCGUUGUAAAAUAAUAUCUGAAAUAAUUGUUUCAAAUGAUACUAAAACUAUAACAAAAGAUUGUCAAGGACAAAUUGAUGAAUAUCAGUUUGCUUUUGCAUUAGGUAUUGGUUUUUAUAAUUUACCAGCUGUUGUUGUUGGAAUUAUUGCAGAUUUGUUUGGACCACGUACUCUUAAAUUAAUUGCAAUUAUUUUUCAUUUAAUUAGUUGGUUAUCAUUAGCAUUUCUAGCACCUGGUUAUGAUUGGCUUAUUUUCUCGCAUACAAUAUUUUCAUCUCUAGCUGGAAUGUGUGUUUUACUAUCAUCAUUUACAAUAUCAGCAAAUUUUACUAAGACACGAGGUUUAAUUACAGCAUUGAUAUCUGGUGCUCAGCUUGGUGGUUCUGUUUGGUAUGCAAAUUUUCAAAUUUUCAUUGAGAAAAAUUGGAUUUCUUUAUCGACAUUAGCAUUUAUUUGGGCUUCAUUUUCAAUCUUGAUGCUUGGUAGUGCAAUAUUUUUUCUUGACUGGCAUUUCAAAUGUGCUGAUGCGUCGAAUAAAACCAAAUCCUCAACAAAUGAAGAUGUUACAAUGAGUAGAUCGGAAGAUUCUUUAGCUCGACAUUUAACAAAUCCAAUAUUUGUUGUUGUAACACUUUUUCUUAGUUGUCUUCUUCUUACUGUAGCAUAUUUACCUGUAGUUUGGUUUCCAUGGGUUAUGCAUUUAACUGGACAUGAUUUAAAUUUAUCUAAUCGUUAUACAUUCGCGUUUAAUAUGAGUACAAUAUUGAGUAUAUUGAUUGCACCAAUAUGUGGCUUAAUUAUUGAUUAUAAAGCCGAUCGAGGUCAUUCUCAACGAAUGCUUAAUGUUUCUAUUGUACAAACAACAACUUGGCUAGCAACAAUAAUUCUUUGCAUUGUUUGUAUGUUCCGAUCAAUAGCUGCUCCUAUCGCUGCUAUAUUAAUUUUCCUUUUUUCACGUACAAUGCUCGUUGCUGGAUGUCAAGCAGUUAUAACUACAACAUUUCCAUCUCAAUAUAUUGGUACUCUUCUUGGAGUAAUGUGGACAACAGCAGGCAUUGUUAGUUUUGUUACAUAUGGUUUAACACGUCUUGCAACAAAUCCAAUAUAUGCUUGGAGAGCAUGGUUAGUAAUUUUAUGUUUAUGUGUAGCGAUGGGUGGACAUGUAAUUCAACUUUGGAAUUUAUAUUUAAAAUCAAAAAAAGAAACAAAAAAGCAAAUAUCAACAAAUAAAGAAGAAAUGAAAACACUUAAAUCAUCGAUUGAUGAUUAG